Messenger RNA from Trematosphaeria pertusa, 4676 nucleotides. RefSeq lists its product as uncharacterized. Bases 102 to 4529 code for a protein of 1475 amino acids. The transcript has 3 exons. NCBI's taxonomy places the organism in Eukaryota, Fungi, Ascomycota, Dothideomycetes, Pleosporales, Trematosphaeriaceae. The record is from RefSeq and is a predicted model, not a curated record. Gene Ontology annotation, molecular function: protein binding.
CGUUCUUUGACGGCACGUGUCGUCAAAUGAACCUGCAACCUCGUCGCGCCCUGAGAAUAAUAUCUCACCCUUCCAAUCCGAAGGGUUCCUCCAUCUCCUAAAUGGUCUUUAAGAGCUUCCACCUCGCGCGUCAGAGUCUUGCCAAAGGCUUCACCCACGGAUAUGCUCAAUCAGUAGUCCUCGUCUCCCAGAACAACCCGCUCGCCUCCCUCAACCAGGACCGGUUCCGCAAAGCCGGCGCAAAGCAGACCCAGCAUGCUUUUGCUUCGACAUCUACCACCAGCGCUAUAAAGGCGCUUGGUGGCUCCGAACAUCACGACUCUGGUCUAGCUGCCUACUAUGCCGCGUGGCAGAAGCACCAGCGCGUCGAGGACAAGGAGUGGUCGCAGUUCCAGUUCCGCAAGCUCAUUGAGUGGAAGCCUCAAUCGACGACCCCGCGAAGCCAGGUCGAGGCAAAAGAGUCGAAUGCAGUAAUCGAAGAGUCGGAUGAGCCGGUCGAGGCUAUCCCGGCGCGUGCCGGCGUCAGCCGCGCAUACAGCACAAGCCAGGUCGAUGACUUCAAGAAGGUUAUCGGUGACGGAAAGGCGGAGGAAAUUGCGCUCGCGCAAGUUGAUGAGGCGAUUGCAAAGGAAGCAGCUAAGAUCAAGGCCGAGAAUGAAGCCGCUGCGGCGCGGGUUGAGCAAGAAUUGUCUCCCAUCGAGGAGGCCCGAUCAGAGUCCCCUGCUACCGUGUCAGAGACUCUUGUGAAUUCCGCCACCCUGAGCCGCGUCGACUCAACCGUCGCCACGAGUCCCAUCGAAGCCUUCGACGAGCACACCAUACAGCUUCAGCGGCUCGUUGAAAAGCGCAGCUAUGCUGAGAUUCCCGCCGUCUUCGAGUCGAUGCUCCGCUCUGGCGUUCAGCCGUCGGUUACUGCAUACAAUGCGCUCUUGUCCGCUGCUAUCAACCUCCCAAAGACAAAGCAUCAAGUUGUACCCAAAGCCCUAGAUGUCUACUCUGAUAUGCUCCGCCGACGUGUCACCCCCGAUACUGCGACGUAUACCGCGCUUCUUGAACUCCUUUCCAAGCGAUCGCUGGAAGUGGUGUCCAUGAAGCAAGGAUUAGAGGAGAAACGACUGAGGUAUGGCGGAAUGGAAGAGGAGGGCCGGUUCAUGCUUCACUCGAAUGAGACCGAGUAUGCCAUCCUUUCCGAGGAUGGGUCCCUUGCGAUCGCCGCUAGACUUUUCGAUGCCGCCAUCAACGUCGAAUCUGGUCGCAGCUUCUCCGAGAAGACCUACCGUAUGUUGGUCACUGCUUGCGCUGAAGGCGAACGCGUUGAAGAUAUGGUGCGGAUCUUUGCACACAUGGAAUCUCGAAGCGUGAUUCCAGCGGCCGAUAUGUUUGUGCCUAUGAUCCACGCCUUCGGAAAAGCUGGCGAUCUGAGGAGUGCUGUAGAAUGCUACGACGAGUACAAGGCCCUCGCCAUUUCGCACGACAACGGAGACAUCCAGCUAUCCCGGAAGGACAACGACGUCUACGCCGCGCUAAUCCGGGCUUAUGCUAGCUGCGACCGAAUUGAGGGAGGACGAAAAUUCCUCUCCAAGAUCGAAAAGGCUGUCGCUGCUCCCGAGGAUGUCGCCUCGGUCCGUGACAUCGUCAGCUUGAAGGCUUUUGUGCCGGAGUGGCUGAAGAAGGGUGCUUUCCACGAAGCAUUCGCCCAUGCCGCCGAGGAACUAAGCCCGCCGGCACGUCACCUUGCAAUGGCAGCUAUCUGCAUCAAGGCAGCUGAUAGCAACGUCGUCGAAAUCGCCACCGAAGCCUUCGAUGCUCUUCCCGCCGAGAUGGAUCUCUCCCGUCCAGCUAUGGCUAUGGGGGCCAUGCACAUCCGCAACGGGAACAUUGAGGCCGCCGACAUCUUCUGGAGGAUGCUUGAACUUUCGCCGACCAAGCCCGACUUCAUUGAGCCUACCGCUAUGCAUAGCAUUGCUCUCAUCGGUAGUGGUCAAGCCGAGCGCGGCCUUCGCCAAGGUCGCCAGAUGUUUGCUCGCAUCCGCGACUCCCAGUCGGGCUCUAACCAAGCUAAGAUGGAGAUCGUUGAGCACAUCGACGAAGCCAUCGAGGUUAUGGGUCAGUUCAUGAUCAAGCGAGGCAUCAUUCUUCCACCACGUGCCAGCAUGGAACUGAUGUGGACUAUGAUUGAGAAUGGUGGCCUCGUCACCCCGGUCGCCCACCACUUACUUGUUGGUAUGGGACCUGAGGCUAUUGCUCAGCUCAGCUUCGAAGACAUUACGCUCCUCAUGCAAGUCCAAUCCGGAAUCAUUCUCAACACUGCCGAGGUUGAUGUUGCUCACGCCGCCCGAUUUUCCCAUCUACUUGAAGUCAUUACAUCGACAGGCGCGCCCGUGAACAAGACAACAUCCGGCCUUGUGGAGAAGGUUUUGGUCAAGCUUGAUCGAGGAGACCUCCAGCACCGCUGGUACAAUUACAAGCACCCGGCUCCGGAGCCAAUCUACUCUCCCGCACCAUUUGCGGCUUAUCCUGUUCAACAACCCGCGCCGGCUGCACCUACGUUCGAGGACUCCUACGAUCCGUAUGCUGCUACCACCGACAACAAGGGAUCAGUCACCAUCACCGAGCUGCUUGAGAAGACCCAUGGUCGAUCCGCUUCGCACCUCAAUGAGGCGUUGAUGAAGUUCAAGAACAUGCGCCGCGCAGGACGGCAUCCUCGAUUCUUCACCUACGCUAAGCUCAUCUCCGCUGCCGCCAAGGAAGACCGCUUGAAUCUCGCCCAUGACAUCCUCAAUCUCGCCAAGCAGGACGUUCCUCUGCUGCCCCAGUACCGCAUCGUGCGAUAUGGCUGGGUCACUAUUCUGGAUGCUAUGGUUGCCGCCUGCCUGACUACCGGUCGACGCGAUCUCGCUGCCCAAUACCACCAGGAUUUGCUCGAUAUGGGUGCUGCUCCUACGGCUAACACUUUCGGUCUGUACAUCACUACGCUCAAGGAGUCCACGAAAACCUUUGACGAGGCCACCGAAGCUGUCAAGAUCUUCCUCCGCGCCAAAGCCGAAGGUGUCGAGCCAUCGUCCUUCCUCUACAACGCUCUGAUCGGUAAACUUGGAAAGGCUCGCCGCAUCGACGACUGCUUGUUUUACUUCUCUGAAAUGCGCAAUCUCGGCAUUCGACCUACCAGUGUCACCUACGGCACUAUCGUUAACGCACUCUGCCGCGUCAGCGACGAGAAGUUCGCCGAGGAGCUCUUUGAAGAAAUGGAGAGCAUGCCCAACUACAAGCCCCGUCCUGCGCCGUACCACAGCAUGAUGCAAUUCUUCUUGACCACUAAGCGCGACCGUAGCAAGGUUCUGGCCUACUACGAGCGCAUGCGUUCAAAGCGUAUCGAGCCAACUACGCACACGUACAAGCUCCUGAUCGAUACCUACGCCACGCUUGAACCGGUCGACAUGGAAGCUGCCGAGAACGUGCUUGAGCAGAUCCGUCGAGCCGGUGCCGUUCCUGAGGCCGUUCACUAUUCGUCUCUGAUCCACGCCAAGGGCUGCGUCCUCCACGACAUGGAAGGCGCGCGGAAGCUCUUCGAUACCGUCCUCGCCGACACCCGCGUCCGCCCUCAGGCGUGCCUUUACCAAGCGCUCUUUGAAGCGAUGGUUGCCAAUCACCAGAUCGCCGACACUGAGGCCGUGCUCAAGGACAUGCGCGCCCGUGGCGUCGAGAUGACUCCCUACAUCGCCAAUUCUUUGAUCCACGGCUGGGCCCUCGUGCACAACAUCGAGAAUGCAAAAACGAUCUACGAGUCCGUGCCCGAACACAAGCGCGAGCCCAGCACUUACGAAGCCAUGACGCGAGCCUUCAUGGCCGUCGAGGACCGCGCAUCUGCCAUGGCAAGAUUCUCGAGCUCGUGGGAGGUGGCCGUGCCGCUCCCGCUGCCGAUGCCGUUGCCUAAACGCGAUGCAUCACUUUCGUUCCGAUUUACUUCGAUUCGCAUAUGCCUCAGUUUUAGAACAUCUCGUUUGCAUAUCUCCUUUGUAAUCUCGCUUUUUUCGCAACGGCCACCACCAUACCAAACCAUUUGCCCCUGCAUAUACGCACCUCGGACGUUUUCGCGAUGCCCUCCGAUGACGUGCUCGCAGCUGGGCACCCUCCUUCCCUUUCCCUUCGACCUGCGUGUUUUCAAAAGAAAAGUCGCUUUUGCAUGUCUCUCUUUCCUUUGUAAAAGCGACGGCGUUUCUGGCAAACCUGGGAGAUAUCCGCGUAAUCAAUCGCACGGGAGCUGGUGGGCCGGCGGAUAUUGGCUGGGUGGGAUGUACCAUAGAGAAGUGAAGGGAAAGGGUUGCUGUUUUGGUGUUUUCGAAGGUGUGUCUGGGUUAUUUGCAUUGCCGCGCGCUGUUCUUGAUGUUACGACGUGUACAAUACCCUGGAUAUACCAUCUCCUCUCUAGACAGGUUGGUGGCUGGGCGGUUGGCGAAGGUCUGCAUACGGCUUGGGGGUUUGGGCCUGUGCGGAUAGUAUAUUCAGAAAGGAAAUACAAAACAUUGUAAUAUUAUGCCUGUCCUCCCGUCUUUCUUGUGUUGGAUCACCGAUGGCGAUUAGAGCUACUAAUCCUGAAAACAAACACGCCUUCGCAAAUAUCUAUUCGAACUUUUGUUGGAUGUAAACACCUAGUACGACCUCGGCAAUAAAAAUGC